AUGCCAAGCGCCUCUUCCCCGAUCACAUUCCCCGCGAGCUCAUCACCGCCAGGCUCGAAACGCGCGAGACCUGCGGCGGGCGACCCAGCACGAUCAAAGCCGAAAGUCAGAAGCGGAUUCCUGAUUGACGAUGAUUCCGACGACAACGAAGAUGAGAAUGAUACCCAGCAGCCCCCACUGAAGAAGCAACUUCUCGACUUCGGAGCACGUCUGCAACGGCCAGCGCCCGCACCAGCGCCUGAUACCGUCGACGUAGAUGAACCCGAGCAACCAGUCCCUGCAGCCAAGCAAAGCGACCAAACCCCGAUCGACCUGACGCGGAAACCCCCGACCGAGGCUUCUCGCAGUCUUGCAUCAACACUUCUGGCCUCUACCCCUUCCAUAUUCCAGAGCACCCGGGCAUACAAGAUAACCACGUGCACCGGCGCGUCGAAAACCAUCGCACAGCGCAAGCCGACGAAGACCACCUCAUACGAAAGCAUUGUUGCGGCAAGAUCCAAGACGAAGGAAGGCAGAGCAAAACGCGCGUACUACGGCAUUCACAUCAACGAGCUCAUCGACAAGGCGAAGGCAGAGGCCAAGGAGAAACCGAAGCCAAAGGAAAAGGAGAGCGAGGUGCCAGUACGGUCGGUCGAAGAAACAGCGGCAGGUAAAGGGCACCAGAAGACGCUAUUAUGGACCGAGAAAUACAGAGCAAAGAACUUUCUGGAUCUCUGUGGCGACGACGGCACGAACCGUAUGGUUCUUCGGUGGUUGAAGCGCUGGGAUCCGAUUGUCUUCCCUGGUAUCGCGAAGAAGGCACCGAUUGUGCGGAGACCUGGCGCUAAGCAGGCCCAGGAAGAAGAGAAGCCACACAAAAAGAUCCUGAUGUUAACAGGGCCUCCCGGUCUUGGUAAAACUACGCUCGCGCAUGUUUGCGCCCGGCAGGCAGGAUACGAUGUCAUGGAGAUCAACGCCAGUGACGACCGAAGUCGCGACGUUGUAAAGAAUCGAAUUCGAACAUCCCUUGGAACCGAAAGCGUCAAGACCGUCGAGAACAAGAAGAGCAAGGACGGGGAGCAGCAGCAAAAAGUCGCCCGUCCGGCGUGCGUGGUUGUUGAUGAAGUGGACGGUGUGGUCAGCGGAGCCGGUGCUUCUGGAGAGGGAGGUUUCGUCAAGGCUCUGAUCGAUCUGGUCUUGCUAGACCAGAAGAACAGUUCCGGAGCCUCGAACAACUCUAAAAAGAAGAAAAAGGGCGACGACUUCCGCUUAAUGAGACCGCUUAUCCUCAUCUGCAACGAUGUCUACGCCCCGGCGCUGAGACCACUACGGCAAUCUGGUAUGGCCGAGGUCAUCCACGUCGGAAAGCCGACCAUAGAUGCUGUGGUCACUCGCUUGAAGGCAGUCUUCGACAAGGAGGGGAUUCCUUGCGAAAAGGACGCUGCACGCAAGAUCUGCGAAGCUGCUUGGGGUGUUACCAACGGUUUCGAUGCUAGACGAGGUGCACAAAGCGGAGCAGAAGGUGAUUUGCGAGGAGUAAUGGUUGUUGGUGAAUGGGUGGCCGGACGCUUCAAGUCAGCUGCGAGAUUCAACGACCGUCUGUCAAGGCAAUGGCUUGAACAGCACCUGCUCCAUGACCUCAACAACGGUGCUGGAGGAGCUAGAGGGCUUGGAAGAGGGAGCGCAAAGGACAUCGUGGGUCGAAUCUUCCAGGAGGGAGGCGGUUUUCCCAAGCAAGCUCUGGACACAACGUCUCAUCUGAAGCAUCAACACGAGCAACCAAAAACUCAACUGGGCUUCGCCGAGUACCACAAAAAGAAUGCAAUGGAGCGCUUACGGCACUUGAUCGACACAAGCGGCGAGGUGGAUCGAAUCAUGACCGAUGUCUUCCUGGAAUACCCGAACCGAGAAUUCAACGACGACUCGUUCCUGUCCAAGCCGAAUGAAGCCUACGACUGGAUGCACUUCCUGGACACCUGUUCGUCACGAACCUUCCUCAGCCAGGACUGGGAAUUGGCACCAUAUCUCAGCCAGCCCAUCUUGGCAUGCCACAGCCUUUUCGCCUCUCCUAAACGGCAUCAACCCAACAUGGGUUAUGACAAGAAGUGGGGGGCGGAUGCAGCUGAUGAAGAACCGCCAGUGCCAUUCUCCGGCCCCCAAGCCGACUUUGCUGCGUACCAGGCGCUGAAGGAGAACAAGUCAAUGCUCCAGGCUAUUCAAGCGCAACUGAACCCGACCCUGGGACGUUCGUUCCGCAGUGCGGAAGACAUCGCCACAGACUUCCUGCCAUAUCUAGUCCGCAUGGUGUCGCCGGAUGUCAAGCCUGUCGUUAUUGGCGGCAGCGGUGUCAGCACGGCCAGCGUGCGGAAGGACACGGAAAAGGUCAUGGUCAAGCGAGCAGCUGAAAUCAUGGCUGACGUAGGCAUCGUCAUGCAGAAAGGAAAGAUUGAAUCAGAUUCGGUGGUGAGCAGGGGGCCGCAAUGGGUGUACCGAAUGGAACCUGAUCUCGAUGCUCUCGCAAUAUAUGAAACGGCUGGUAGUCUUCUACUAGCCAGUUCAGCACCGACACGAUACGCCGUUCGUCAGGUGCUGGAUCAGGAGCUGCAGAAGACCAUCGUUCUGCGAGAGGCCGCAGCGCGACAGGCGAGAUUCAAGGCAGGGAACCCCAUGGGGAUCGAAGAGGCUCCGUUGCACGUGGACAAGGAGAAUGUCCUGAAGGAGCAGAAGGAGAUACUCGAAACGGCUGUGAAGAAGGACUUCUUCGGCCGCAUCAUACCCUCGCGGCCGCUGGGUGAGGUGGAUCCUAAUGGCUCAGCGAAAAGGAAGAAGCAGCAGGAGGUCAAGGAAGACAUAAAGGUUUGGGUCACGUACCAUGAAGGAUUGAAUAACGCUGUCAGGAAACCUGUUACUUUGGGCGAGUUCAUGAAGGGGUUGUAG
This is a messenger RNA of Colletotrichum karsti, 2916 nucleotides long. RefSeq names its product ATPase. Lineage: Eukaryota; Fungi; Ascomycota; Sordariomycetes; Glomerellales; Glomerellaceae. The record is from RefSeq and is a predicted model, not a curated record. The coding region runs from base 1 to 2916 and encodes 971 amino acids. The transcript is spliced from 2 exons. Gene Ontology annotation, molecular function: ATP binding; ATP hydrolysis activity; DNA binding. Gene Ontology annotation, cellular component: nucleus.